AUGGAUUUUACUGAAGUGGGGAUGCACCAGUUAUCUAUCUGCCUGGGUGAUUACAUCCAGAACCUGGUGCUGUUCCAUGGUGUGGUGGAUGAGAAGCAUGUGAGGACUCACGCUAAGCAGAAGGGUUCCCUCAGACAGAGCCACGGUGCUGAAUGGUGGGACAACAUCCCAGUUUGGCCCCAUGGUGGUGCUAUGGGUGGGGCCUGGCCUGAGCAAUCACUACGAUUUGGCAGGACAAAGAAGAUGAAUGAGACUAUCAACCACGGAAAAGAAAUGGCCAAAAGGCCGAGCAACAAGAUGGAAAGGAGCUCGGCCCAAAACAGAAAGCUCAAUCCGUGCCAUGAAAAGAAGCGGUACAGGAAGUUAUACCCAUUGCGGAGAAGGAUUGGGGGAUCGGAAGGGCAGGAGCUUAGUUGUCAUGUAAUCCUUACACGAUUAGACGAAGAAGUCCGUGACCAAGAUAGUUUGAAAGAAAGGAACAGAAAAAACAGAUGCCGACAGUUAUCGUGCAAAUCUAGAAAGGGGAAAACCAACAGAAGACAUGAGGUAAAGACAUUACCAAGAGUCAAAUCAAAGCCAGUCUGGCCAAGUCAGGGUGAGUGUAUUCCCGUCCCGCAACCACGUAAGCGUAGACUAGCUUCUUUGAAUGCUGAGGCAGUCAACAGUUUACUGCUUGAAAGAGGCACUGAUCCUCAGCCGGCAACCAAACAGGCCAGAAGACAAGAAGAGCCCGCGAAUGGAGGACAUUUCCUGGAUGCAGAUUCCACCAGGAGUUGUGUUCUCGGAGGUGCUAAGACUUCCCGUAAGCACACCAGUAAAGUUUCUACUUCUCGCAAACUUGAAUUGUGCCAAAGCUCUAAGAAGUUCAGAAAGACAAAAACCAAGGGAUUAGACAGGAGUGGAGGGAUGAGUCAGGAAAUUCUGGAUGCUCCUGCACCCAGAAGAUUGGCUGGUCUCAAUGCUGCAGCCCUGCUAAAGUUAACCAGCUCUUCUGCUACAAGUAAACAGAGAGUGAAGGCAACGCCCACAACCACUGUCACAACAGACCGCAAGACUCCUACGGUCACAUCAAUUCCAAAACAGCACUCAAGGGUCAAACACAAGGGGAAUUCUCAAAAGCAGAAGGGAAAGAAGCUCUCUCACUUGAACAGUGGCUGCACAGCCUGCAAGAAGAAGGCAGACUUUGAGCCUAAAGUAGAAUGGGAGACAGGCAGCUGCACCCAUCGACUAACCAAACCAGGGUACCAGUCACGAAGUAUGCUAGCAUACUCACUCAAGUCAGUGAAGGAAGAGCAGCUGGAAGCUGAACUGAGCCCAUACUACUGUUGUCCACCAGAGGGCUCAGUGGAAUACUGCCAUCGCUUGGUUUUCUUGGGUCAACAGCCCUAUGGAGAGUCAAAUGAUCAGCAGCUAAAGUCACCCAUAGCAUCCGUGAGAAGGGACUGCCUUGUAACCUCACCGUCUUUGACACAUUCUCACCCACAUACAGCUCUGGCCCUCAGCCCCCACCCAUGCCUCUGCACCGCUGAUCACUGCUUCUCCAGCUACUAUGUUCACAUCGCUCAUCCUGCUCACACUGGAUCAACGUCGGCAGCCCUGGCUUCUCAACCUCUGAACUUCGCGCCCUCCAGUCUGUGCCCUAAUCGGGUGGCUGGUUCCAAGCUAAUGGGUCCGCGGGUGUCUCACCCCUCGGGGUUGGCCCACCAUGCCUACUGCAACACAGUGGCCUCGCCAUGUUUUGGUGAAGCCUGCGGAAUUGGGGGUUACACCUACAGAGCCGUACCCCCGGUCACCAACACAGCGUGCUCUUUCAGCACAGGAUGCAGCGGAUGCACACACGGCAUCAAAACAGAGUGUUAUUCCUCCCCUGAGGGUGACCAUGGCCCAUCCUUGCUGGUUCCACCAACCCUGCCCAUUUCUGGUUGUCCUCUAUCCAGCGUGCCCUCUUCUACCCAGGGUAAACCCCACCUGCUGACUCCCCUGACAGGGCAAGACCAGCCCAAGUCCAGGAUAAAGCUGGUCCAGGAAUUCCCACGGAGCCCCAAGCCGUCCAAAGCCGCGCUGUCUGUAAGCUGUACGUGGCUACCCCAGAAACAGCCAUCACCCACGCCGAGCCUCAGUAGCACCAAACAAAAGAAAGUCAGCCGCAGACGUGUCACCAAUGGAUGGCGAGCUGUUGGCGCACCCACAGAGAAGGAGGUUUUCAUCGCGGGAGAAGAUGAGACGGCCCUGAGGCAUUGUUACGAAGGAGUAGAGAGGGACGGUGAAGUAAUACAUGUCAGGGAUACGGUGCUGCUACGAUCAGGCCCCAGGAAGAAGUCUCUCCCAUAUGUUGCUAAGAUAUCAGCGCUGUGGGAGGACCCCAAAACAGGAGAGCUGAUGAUGAGUCUUUUCUGGUACUACCGACCUGAGCACACCCAGGGAGGCAGAGAUCCCAGCGCGCACUGUGAGAAUGAGAUUUUCGCCUCUCGGCAUCAGGAUGAAAAUAGUGUGGCCUGCAUUGAAGACAGAUGCUACGUUCUACCCCUCGCCCAGUACUGUAGAUUUUGUGCCUUGGUGAAGCGGCGUUCCGAAGGUGAACCACCUGGCAGUGCCAGCAUGGUGCCCUGCCAUCCCGGCUUCGCUCCCCCAUCCCACCGCUGCGUGCCCACAGACGUUGACCCCGAGCUGGUGUAUCUCUGCCGGCACGUCUAUGACUUCCGCUACGGGCGCAUUCUGAAGAACCUGCAGUAGGGGGCGCCGCAACCAUGAAGUAAUUACCAUUCAUGCACAGGGGGCUGAAGGACUGAAAACCUCUGUGUCUUCUGCCAGGGCUCUCGGGAUCAGAGCGGACAGGUCUGGUUUUGGUGAGGGACAGAUUAAGCAAAAAGUGUUUGCGAUACAUUGUGAAGCACAGAUCCCUUUAGCUGACAAAGAUGGUGUUGAAAUCCAUGAGAUGUCUCAGUCAAAGCACCAGUUUUCCUGAUUCGGAAA
This is a messenger RNA of Thalassophryne amazonica, 2973 nucleotides long. RefSeq names its product bromo adjacent homology domain-containing 1 protein-like. NCBI's taxonomy places the organism in Eukaryota, Metazoa, Chordata, Actinopteri, Batrachoidiformes, Batrachoididae. The record is from RefSeq and is a predicted model, not a curated record. Gene Ontology annotation, molecular function: chromatin binding.